AUGCUUCAGAGAGGGGAGGGGCAGGGUAAAUCAGAGAGAAACUACCACAUCUUCUAUGAGAUGCUGUCUGGUCUGGAGCCUCACCAAAAACGCUCUCUUUACCUGCAAGAGGCGGAGACAUACUUUUACCUCAACCAGGGUGGUGACUGUGCGAUAGAGGGGAAGGAUGACGGAGCAGAUUUCCGUCGUGUGCAGAGUGCCAUGGACAUCCUGUGUUUCAGUCCUGAUGAGCAGAACGGCAUCUGUAGACUACUGUCCUCCGUACUACACCUGGGGAAUGUAUACUUUCAGCCAUACCAGGCUGAAGGCCAGGAGGUGGCGACGGUGGUCAGUGAUCAGGAAAUCAGAGUGGUAGCUGAGCUGCUCCAGAUCUCUCCUGAGGGACUCAAGAAGGCCAUCACACACAAAGUCACGGAUACAGUCCGGGAGAAGAUCUACACUCCCCUGACAGUGGAGAGUGCUGUGGAUGCCAGAGACGCUGUUGCUAAGAUCCUGUACUCGCUGCUGUUUCAUUGGCUGACCGAGAAGAUAAAUGGGCGGGUCUAUCCUCGCAACGAGGCUCUGUCCAUCUCUAUACUGGACAUAUACGGCUUCGAGGAUCUGUUAUUCAACAGUUUUGAGCAGCUGUGUAUCAACUAUGCCAACGAGACGCUGCAGUUCUACUUCAACAAGAUCAUCUUCAGGGAGGAACAGGAGGAGUACAUCCGGGAGCAGAUCAGCUGGCAAGAGCUUCCCUUCAGCGACAACCAGGCCGUCAUCAACCUCAUCGCCGCUAAGCCUCAUGGGAUACUGAGGAUCCUGGAUGACCAGUGCGGCUUCCCCCAGGCGACAGACCACACCUUCCUCCAGAAGUGCAACUAUCACCACGGGAACAGCGAUCUGUAUGCCCGGCCAAAGAUGCCCCUCCCAGAGUUCACACUGAAACACUACGCUGGGAAAGUCACAUACCAAGUGCAUAAGUUCCUCCAUAAGAACUUUGACCUGGUGCGUCAGGACGUUCUGGAGCUGUUCAGUAGCAGUACGAACCGCAUGGUGUCCAACCUGUUCCUCCAACACAGUGAGGGGCUGGCGUCUCAGCAGCGUUCUGCCGCCAGAAGGGGCUCCACCGCCCGCCGUCUCGCCGGCAACACCGUCAGCGCCAAGUUCCAGAGCAGUCUGCAGGACCUGGUGGAGAAGAUGGAGAGAUGUAACCCGUACUUUGUACGUUGCAUCAAGCCAAACCAGCACAAGGAGCCGGGCCAGUUUGAGACGGAGCUGGUGAAGACUCAACUACGUUACUCUGGUAUCCUGGAGACCAUACGCAUCAGGAAGGAGGGAUACCCAAUCAGGAUACCCUUCUACCAAUUCCUCAACAGGUACAAGGCGUUACUGUGUCUGAAGGAGGUACCUCCAGCGGACGGGGAGACCUGUGUUGAGAUGAUCCAUAAACUCUGUCCUGUUAAACCUGGAACAUACCAAGUAGGAGUUACCAAGAUGUUCCUGAAGGAGGAGCUGUACCAACUGAUGGAGUGGAAGCGUGAUCUGGUGUUCCACGUGGCUGCCGUGACCCUGCAGCGUUACACACGGCUGUACUUCAUCAGGAAGAGACGGAACAAGUUCCGAAACACCAUGAUUCAACUACAGACCUUCUGUAGAGGACACCUGGCAAGGAAGAGGUUUGCUCUGAAGAGGAAGUACCUCAUCAAGUUCCGUUCCAUCGUGUUGCUCUACAUCAACCGUCGAAGCUAUGUGAAGGCGGAGAUCGAGCCAAUCAGGAGAGCCGAGGAGGAGUUCAGGAGGAUAGAGGAGGAGCGGGCCAACAGAGAAGUGGUGAACGUUACAACUCUGCCCAUCCCUGCUGAGUUGGGGUUUCUGCUGCAGGCUUCCGCAGGUGGCAGGGAGCUCCACUCUGAGUGUGGCAGGGAGCUCCACUCUGAGUGCCUAGCUCUGGUCCAGGCCCCUAAGGUCCAGGUGGAUCCUCAGCUGACUCUGCCGUUGAACAUCAACAACUACCUCAUCACUCACUACAUAAGGACCAUCUUCAGGGAAGCUUUGUUUGGGAUGUUGUUUGCUCCGUUGGAGCGCUCUCUGACCCGGGUGGACGAGGAACUGAAUCAGCCAGCGGUGGACGUCUUUAUGCUGAUUCUGAGGUUCAUGGGGGACCCCGACCUGAACGGAGCUCAGGAGAACCUGUUUGGGAACUACAUCAUCCAGAAAGGACUGGCCAAUCAGAGCCUCCGAGAUGAGAUCCUGGCACAGGUAGCAAAUCAAGUCUGGCGAAACGUCAACCCUCAGAACUCAGAACGCGGGUGGCUCCUCCUCUCCGCCUGUCUCUCCUCCUUCCAUCCCUCGCAACGGCUGGAAAAAUACCUCCUCAAGUAA
Oncorhynchus kisutch (coho salmon) is the source of this 2361-nucleotide messenger RNA. Its product is annotated as unconventional myosin-XV-like. Gene Ontology annotation, cellular component: myosin complex; cytoskeleton. Gene Ontology annotation, molecular function: ATP binding; cytoskeletal motor activity; protein binding. The transcript has 20 exons. Bases 1 to 2361 code for a protein of 786 amino acids. The record is from RefSeq and is a predicted model, not a curated record. Lineage: Eukaryota; Metazoa; Chordata; Actinopteri; Salmoniformes; Salmonidae.